This is a messenger RNA of Rhodofomes roseus, 728 nucleotides long. RefSeq lists its product as uncharacterized. The transcript is spliced from 2 exons. The coding region runs from base 124 to 636 and encodes 170 amino acids. The record is from RefSeq and is a predicted model, not a curated record. Lineage: Eukaryota; Fungi; Basidiomycota; Agaricomycetes; Polyporales; Fomitopsidaceae.
GACGCUUUCACAACACAUUGCAGCCCUCCGUUGUGUCACUCAGCACCGACGCCCACUCCGGUCCAACCAGCUCGACGAGGUAUCAAAAACAGCCCCCGCCAGUUCAACGACCCCUCUCGUGAUAUGGCCAUAGGCGUCAUCAACCGCGACUGCUUCAACAAUGCCGACCUCGACGCCCUCGUCACCCAUAUCGUGCUCUUCGGCGGUCCCGAGGACGAGGCCUCCGGCCCCUCCGCUGUCCUGCACUGGCGCAUGCUCCUCCGCCUCGAGGGCGGCGGCUCCGUCACGCUCAACAUGAUCCCACAGGGCCGGCCCUCGCUCGACGGCGUGCUCUUCGUCCGGAGCAACAAAUCCACUAUUCCCCCAGACUCGAUCGACGCGUGCGUCUACGAGACCGCCCGCCCGAUCACCGUCGACGCCAUCCUCGCGUUCAUCCAGCGCAACAAGCUCCACCGGUACAGGUACGAUGCGUGCGGCUCCGGCUGCAGGUGGUGGUGCUACUGCGUGCUCGACGACAUGGCGAGCACCGGGAUCGUGCCCAAGGGCUCCGGCCACAAGUACUGGGCGCACAUCGGCAUCCUGGCCGACCUCGAUCCGAUGCGAUACCCGGAUUGGCGGAGGGGCGAGUUUAUGUGAGGACGCGCGGAAAGUAAGCCGUAUAUGACAGUCCUUCUUCGAUGUUUUUCGUUGAGCUGCACGCCAGGUGCAUGGACGACCACUACGCUGCG